This is a messenger RNA of Monascus purpureus, 1348 nucleotides long. The record is from the annotation of a GenBank genome assembly. NCBI's taxonomy places the organism in Eukaryota, Fungi, Ascomycota, Eurotiomycetes, Eurotiales, Aspergillaceae.
GCUGUUUUGUUGCCCGCGCAUUGUACGCUCUUUCAUUGUGCUGACUUUCUAUAUACGCUCCAGUCGCCCUAUUCUGGUCCACAACAACCUAUUUCCCAGUUGCUAUUGUCCUUGUUCAGACAGCCCUACUACUACUAUUGACUGAUCUGCAUUCUCAGAAAUAACCAUGCGUAUCCGCUACCAAUUUGCGGGCGCCUUCAUCUUCCUCCUCAUCCUAGCCGGUUAUGUCGGCCUCCUCCCACACAGCGCAUCCUCUUCUAUUCCUCCACAACUCCAGCCAAGUGACAAAUUCCUCCAUGUCGUCACUUUCUUCACCCUCUCCCUCACCUUCUACUGGGUCAUCGAUACUUCCCGCCGGCGUGUACUACAUCUAAGCCUCCUGGUUUGCACGCUCAUCCUCGGCAUCGGCUCUGAAAUUCUGCAGGGCAUUCUCCCCAAUGACCGGGAAUUCGACCCAUUCGAUAUUCUCGCGAAUGUUGUUGGGAGUCUCGGCGCCAUUGGCCUGUGCAGCUGGUAUCACCGGCGCAUGUUGGAGAGGCGCCGUCUGGCCCGAUUCGGUGCGUUAGCCGGCGACGACCACGGCAAUAAUAACGAUAUCGAGCUUGGAAUCGGCGCGGAUGCCCAUGGCCAAGGUGAUAGCCAUGAGAGUUCGGGGCUUGGUCCCCAAGAGACAGGUGUCUUGACUCUGGAGCAGCAAGUUGAUCGGUGGGAUGAAAAUACCGUCGACAAGUACGACAUGGAGGAAGACGCUGAAGACGCUGGUGCUUUGAGAAAUACGAUUCCGGAUCGGGAUCAGGGCUCUUCUCCCGCUGUUGCACAUCCUGAUGGGAUCAAUGAUGGUGGUCGAAAGAAACGGAGCGAUUAACCUCUCUUAAUUCAUAUGGUGCACCAUUCGCCGGUUCAAAGUCUCUCUCUCUUCGCUGUAUACUGCCUUCCUCCCCAUUGUUGCUGGCGAUACGAACAGGAAGGGGAUCAUCGUUGAAUGCUUGACGUAUCAUGACCGAUUCUUUGCAUACUGCCUCUUUUACUGCAAUCGUCCUACCUUCCUUCUUCCUGUCUACAACCGAUCCGAGUACUCCGGUUUCGCUGGAUCGUUGAUGGUCUUUUGCAUGCGCUUAUCAUGAUUCUAUGUAGCAUAUAUCUGUGGCCGUAUUUACGUUCGCUUUUAUGCCACUUCUUUUCACCGUUGUCUGGUAUUUUUCUGUUCCAGGCCACUUUUUAUAUCAUAUUCAUUCCCAAAGUAUUGUAUCUUAACCAUCGGGGAUAAUUUGCAUUACAUGAUACCUACGAUCUGCCUUUGUGCUGAGUAUACACAGAAAUCGGAGACAGUAAAGUACCACGCUCCAGU